AUGCAGUUCAACUAUAUUCUCGCUCUCAUUGGCCUAGCAGGCGUUGCCCUCGCUGUCCCUGCCCCGGACGCUCAGCCAGACAUGACAAAGCGGGCUGACGAGGCUCAAGCCAACACUCAGAACGGCCAGAAUGGCCAAAAUGGCCAGUGGUGGGGACCAGGCUAUUGGGGACACCCCUGGCACCCAUAUGGGCCAUACUACGGUGGUGGCUGGCACUAG
Molecule: messenger RNA, 219 nt
Organism: Penicillium malachiteum
Lineage: Eukaryota; Fungi; Ascomycota; Eurotiomycetes; Eurotiales; Aspergillaceae
Exons: 2
Coding region: 1-219 (72 amino acids)
Source: RefSeq, a predicted model, not a curated record